Messenger RNA from Austrofundulus limnaeus, 3064 nucleotides. It is a transcript of the gene hgsnat, whose product is annotated as heparan-alpha-glucosaminide N-acetyltransferase. The transcript is spliced from 18 exons. Bases 63 to 2009 code for a protein of 648 amino acids. NCBI's taxonomy places the organism in Eukaryota, Metazoa, Chordata, Actinopteri, Cyprinodontiformes, Rivulidae. The record is from RefSeq and is a predicted model, not a curated record.
UGUACACGCGCCCGUAAAUUAAGGAAGAAGAAAAAAUUAGUUUUUUUUUUAUUAUUAUUGUUAUGGCAAAAAAGAAAGAAACAGCAGCACGUAGAUAUCCAGUCAUCAGAGUGAAGCAGGAAAAGCAACAACGUAUGGCUCAUUCAGAGAGGAACAGCAUUUAUUUCGUUGCAGCUAUUGUUGCUUUAGUCGUAGCUGUUUGCGUGGUGCCACUGGCAGCUGAAGUUUCACCGCCUGACUUCAGUCAUCCUAAGCGCACGAAUCUGAAGAUGGAUGAAGCAUUUCUGAGUAUCAACAAUGAACUGGACACUGAUGUGCUGGUGUCCUGGAAGUCAGAGCUCUGCUACAAGUGUUUGUACCAGAAGCUCGGUGUGGUACCAAUGAGGACCGGCCCAGGCCAGUCCUCUUCAGCCAACUUUACUGUUGGCACACAGCAUGAAAUGACGCUGCAGAUGAACAGUACAUCUGCCGUGGAACUCUGCCAGGUUCAGUUCCAUUUCGGGGAGCAUGGAAACUACUCUCUGUGGAUUAAUAACAUGACCAACUCCUCACAGGCCAACUGCUCUUUAGUGACACGUGCAGACCCUGUAAACAGCUACAUACCAAUCCUUGUGUCCUUUUGUAUUUUUGUUGGGCUGGCCAUCGUGUUUGUUUUAGGGACGAAAUUAUUAAGACUUGGUGUCGUAAGGCGUCUCAUCCUCAAAGUCAGUGGAUCCAUGGAAACUGAAAGACUCAUCAAUUCUGAGCUGGGUUACCCUCGGAUAGAGACACCGAUCACCGACAACAUCCUCCUUCCUCCGCCCGGCACCAACAAGAGGCUUCGGUCUCUGGACACCUUCAGAGGUAUAUCCUUGGUUAUUAUGGUGUUUGUGAACUAUGGAGGAGGGCGAUACUGGUUCUUCAGACAUUCCAGCUGGAAUGGUCUUACAGUCGCAGAUCUUGUCUUUCCUUGGUUUGUGUUUAUAAUGGGCACAUCUAUCGCGCUGUCGAUCAGCUCGUCGCUGCGUACGGGCUCGAGUCGUUUCUUUUUGCUCAAGAAAGUCAUGCGGAGAAGCGUACAGCUCUUCGUCAUCGGCAUCUUCAUCAUUAACCCUAACUACUGCCAGGGACCACUAUCUUGGGACAACUUGCGGAUCCCCGGUGUGUUGCAGCGUCUCGCCUGGUCCUACUUGGUCGUAGCCAGUCUGGACCUGAUGGUGGCGAAAGGACAUCUCGACAUCCUCACAACAGAUGCCUGGUGGUCUCCUGCACUUGACAUCUUGCUUUACUGGAAAGCCUGGGUGUGUGUGCUCCUUCUGGAAACCCUGUGGCUCUGCCUUACUUUUCUUCUUCCUGUACCAGAUUGUCCCAGCGGGUAUCUGGGUCCAGGUGGGAUUGGAGACACGGGCUUCUUUGCUAACUGCACUGGUGGAGCUGCAGGUUUCAUUGACCGUUGGCUGCUUAGCGAAAAGCACAUUUAUCAAACUCCCUCAUCACGGGUGAUUUAUGCGACUAACAUGCCGUACGAUCCAGAAGGUGUUCUGGGUAGCAUCAACUCUGUCCUCAUGACUUUUCUUGGAUUACAGGCUGGAAAGAUAUUUUUACACUACAGAGAUUUUCCUCGAAGUAUCAUUUCAAGGUUUCUCAUAUGGGGUUUCUUUCUGGGAGUCCUAUCAGCAGUUUUGACCAAAUGUUCCAGAGACGAGGGUUUCAUCCCUGUGAACAAGAACUUGUGGUCACUGUCCUAUGUAACAACCUUGGCUUGUUUUGCCUUUGUGCUGUUGGUGUUGGUCUACUAUACAGUCGAUGUGAAGAAGUGGUGGUCUGGGGCACCGUUCUACUACCCUGGUAUGAACUCCAUCCUUGUGUAUGUGGGCCAUGAGGUGUUCGAGGAGUACUUUCCUUUCCGCUGGCGCAUGGCCGACAGCCAAUCGCAUAAGGAGCACCUCACCCAAAACCUUGUGGCCACAUCCUGUUGGGUCCUGAUCGCCUAUAUUCUCUACAGAAAAAAGAUAUUCUGGAAAAUUUAGAUGAGUGACCUAAAUAAUGCACAGCAAAUGCAGACAUUGUAUACCUCAGGGUUGCUGGCGAUAUAUUCUAAAAACAGAUUUUUUUUUUUCAUUUGAAAAAGCACUUUUUGUCUCUUUUUGUUUGUUUUGUUUGUCUUUUUCUUUUGGUGAACACACAUUGAAGUGCCAAACAUUAAUUACUGACUCAGGUAAGUGUCAUAACACUGAACACUUAAUUCUGUCAUUUAGUUAUAUAAAACACUAGAAAAGGAAGUUGUUUCAGUUGUUUAGGAAGUUUCUUUUGACUUCCUUAAACUUUUGAGCUAAGAUCUGCUGCCAUUGUAAGGGCAGUUAUGUCCCACUAAAAAAACAACUUUUGAAGCAUCCACUUUAUCUCUUCCUCGCUUUCUCUGUGUAAGUUUAAUCAUUAUUAUCAUCCUAUGAAGAGUUGACAUGUUUUCUUUUUUGUUGGUGUUGUUUUGUAGUAAAAAAGACACAUUCCAGAUGACCUAAAAUCUGCAUCAGCUGCUUGUUUCACAUUUUGAUCAAUCCUGAAACAUCAAAUAUGUUUCCUUUUUUUUUUGUUUUAUCAGUUUCUCAGUCACUGAAUUGCUUUUUUUUAAUUGCCUCGUGCCUUUACAUAGAUUUAUGUCUGUUUUUGUGAAGAAUAAUUGACCUUUGUCUUGCCAAAUGUUUGCUAGCUAUUGGUUGACAGGUUUACCAGAUUUUGUAAAGAUUUGACUGUAUUUUUCCACAUACAGUGGUUUGUUGUUGUAUUUUAGAGUCAAGUUUUUGAUUAUGCUAUUUCACAAUUAUCACAGCAUAUGUAUUUGUGUAUCUUUUGUAAUGAACACUGAUGCAUUUUUGGAGAAUCGUUUUUAAAAUAUCUAAUUAAUCAAAUGCUCUCACACCUUUUGACACUUGCUGUCCAAAUUGAUUAAGUUUAUAAAUUAAUUGCAUUUUUGUCAAAUUUUUAUACAUGUAAAUGAUCAUCAUCUAUGGAAAAAAUGUGUGUAUACAUAUAAAUAUAUCACAUAUAAAUAAGAUUCUUUAAUAAAAGUAUUGCAAAGAAUUGA